AUGAUAGGACUUGUGGUUUAUCUGAGUUGUGAGCUGGUGCUGGAACUGCUUCCCCCGGGGCUCUGGGCUUUUCAAACAGAAGGGAAGCUAUAUCUUAUUUUGGAUUUUCUCAGGGGAGGAGACUUGUUUACACGCUUAUCCAAAGAGGUGAUGUUCACAGAAGAUGAUGUUAAAUUUUACCUAGCGGAAUUAGCGCUUGCUUUAGACCAUCUCCAUAGCCUUGGAAUAAUAUACCGGGACCUGAAACCAGAAAACAUCCUGCUUGAUGAGGAAGGACAUAUCAAAUUAACAGAUUUUGGCUUAAGUAAGGAGUCGAUUGAUCAUGAAAAAAAAGCCUACUCUUUCUGUGGGACAGUAGAAUAUAUGGCACCUGAGGUCGUUAAUCGACGAGGUCAUACACAGAGUGCAGACUGGUGGUCUUUUGGUGUUUUAAUGUUUGAAAUGCUCACUGGUACUCUACCUUUCCAAGGGAAAGACAGAAAAGAAACCAUGACUAUGAUUCUCAAGGCCAAACUUGGAAUGCCCCAGUUCUUGAGUCCCGAAGCACAAAGUCUUCUGCGAAUGCUCUUCAAAAGGAACCCAGCCAACAGAUUAGGAGCGGGUCCAGAUGGAGUAGAAGAAAUUAAGAGACAUCCAUUCUUUUCCAAAAUAGAUUGGAAUAAAUUGUACAGAAGAGAAAUUCAUCCCCCUUUUAAACCUGCAACUGGCAGACCUGAAGAUACAUUUUAUUUUGAUCCUGAAUUCACGGCAAAAACUCCAAAAGAUUCGCCUGGUAUUCCACCUAGUGCUAAUGCACAUCAACUUUUUCGCGGAUUUAGUUUUGUAGCUAUUGCAUCAGAUGAUGAAAGUCAAUCAAUGCAGACAGUUGGAGUGCAUUCAAUUGUCCAGCAGUUGCACAGGAACAGCAUUCAGUUUACUGAUGGAUAUGAAGUAAAAGAAGAUAUUGGAGUUGGAUCUUACUCUAUCUGCAAGAGAUGUAUUCACAAAGCUUCAAACAUGGAAUAUGCUGUAAAGAUCAUUGACAAGAGCAAAAGAGAUCCAACAGAAGAGAUUGAAAUCCUGUUGCGCUAUGGGCAGCACCCGAAUAUUAUUACCCUAAAAGAUGUGUAUGACGAUGGAAAAUAUGUAUAUGUAGUAACAGAACUUAUGAAAGGAGGAGAACUGCUGGAUAAGAUUCUUAGGCAAAAAUUUUUCUCAGAGAGAGAAGCUAGUGCUGUUCUGUUCACAAUAACAAAAACGGUUGAAUACCUUCAUGCACAAGGGGUUGUCCAUAGAGAUCUGAAACCCAGCAAUAUUCUUUAUGUUGAUGAAUCUGGUAAUCCAGAAUCAAUUCGAAUUUGUGAUUUUGGCUUUGCAAAACAAUUACGAGCAGAAAAUGGCCUUCUGAUGACUCCGUGUUAUACAGCAAAUUUUGUUGCACCAGAGGUUUUAAAGAGGCAAGGUUAUGAUGCUGCGUGUGACAUUUGGAGUCUUGGUGUUCUGCUUUAUACUAUGCUUACUGGCUACACUCCUUUUGCAAAUGGUCCUGAUGAUACUCCAGAGGAGAUCUUGGCCCGGAUAGGUAGUGGAAAAUUCUCUCUGAGCGGUGGUUAUUGGAACACUGUUUCAGAUACAGCUAAGGACCUUGUUUCAAAAAUGCUUCAUGUUGACCCACAUCAAAGACUGACUGCAGCCCAAGUUCUUAGCCAUCCCUGGAUAGUUCACUGUGACCAGUUGCCUCAAUACCAGCUGAACAGGCAGGAUGCUCCCCAUCUAGUGAAGGGUGCAAUGGCAGCAACUUACUCUGCUUUGAAUCGUAAUCAGUCACCAGUUUUGGAGCCAGUUGGCCGUUCUACUCUUGCUCAGAGGAGAGGUAUAAAGAAGAUUACCUCAACAGCCCUGUGAAGUGACCUCAACCAGAUAUUUGGUACCUUGGUAUAAGAUGAUAGCACAAAUCAUGGCGACAGGUAGCACAUAUCUCACAGAUACCUGCAAGCACACUCUGUCCCAGCUGGUACCUAUAAUGCUGCUGCUCCUGCUGCUGCUACUGCUUUCAUCUAUUCUCGCUUUAAACUGUUGAUGGCAAGUUACUGAUCUUACUAGAGCUUCAAAUGGAGUGAAAAGUGGAAACACAAUGAAAACAAUCAUGUCCACAAUUGAGUAAACCAGAAGAAUUACGAAUACCGCCUCUGUCAAAAAUACACUGAAUAAAGCACUCUGCACCACAUAGCAUUAUUUUUAUAAGGAAUAUUUUUGUCCCCUGAAACAUUCUUUGUUACAGGUAGAGAUGGACAGUUUGUGUUAAGCACUUAGCUUAAACUAUCUGUUUAUAUUAGCACUAUAUACUUUGUGCCAUCCAACAUUUUGUAUGUUUUUGUAAACAGUUCAUGAGCAGCACUUUGCUGUUUUCUUUAAUGUAUACAUGCCUUGUUUUACUUAGAUAUUAUUAAUCAUUUUAACAAUUAAGUCUGAUUAAACAGUUCACCUGGAUUAAUCAGUAUUGUUGGACAGCUCUAAAAGAAGCCUGACUGUUAAACAGCUAUUGAAUGUAAUACUAUGAAUAUGUAUUUCUCCUUGCCUAUGUUUUUUCUACAUUUCCAUGUUUUUGACGCUGCAUGUCACGUUAGGAAAAUCAGGAUGCUGUUUAUAGUAUUCAAAAUUCAAACAGUGCAUCUCUCACCAUACUAUAUAUACAUAGAUGAUAUAACGGAGAGAAAAGAUAACUUGUUCCGUAUUUCACUGUCCUUCCCCCCUCCUCCUCCUUUUUAUUUUCCCCCAUCUAAUUUCUGGACUCAGGAAUCAUUGCUAAAUACUUUCUCAUAGAGGACAGUUCUAUAUUGUUUAUGCUUAUAAUCCGUUGUUAAUAUUUUAGCUCUAUUCUGUGACUUUUGUUUAAGCUGCAGAGGAUUUGUUCAAUGAAUCUUGGCAUUAUAGAAAAAAGGCAGCGUUGAAGAUAAAGCAAAACAUGAUGUCCACUAAUAAGCUCAGAAAAAGUAGGUUUAAACUGCUUUUGUUACAGUUGCCAAACCAGUGGCUCCAAUGUUCUGUUGUCUUUUCUCCAUUUUUAUUUUUAUUUUUUCCUCAGACCACUUUGAUAGGCAAAAUAAAAUGAGAGGAGAAUCAUCCUGAUCUGUAUGUGCUAAGAAAGGGUCAUUAUAAUUAACUAUGAAAAACUGACCCAGUCAGAUUCGUCUAUUACCUGUAAUUGUUAAGGAAUCGGUUCUAGAAACAGCGGUAGUUAAAUUAUUGUAGAUUCUAGAAAUGUAAGCACACAGCUUUUCCUGGCAAUUAUUUUUUUUCCUUACUUGGUGCUCUAGCACUGCAGUUUCCUUCAGCUGUAUGGAUGCAUCUGCCCUUCUCAAGAAACAUCUUUGACCAGAGGCUGAAAAAUGCUAUCUUGAUUUCUAAAUUUUUUUUUUCUUUUGCUUGACAGUGUCUGCAUUUCCAGAGGUAUUUAGUAAAAACCUUCUUGCCUUUCAGAUGAUGUGUGUUCAGUUCUGUAACUGAUUGUAAGUCAGGCAUGUCACAUCAUAGAAACUACACCUUCUGGAGCUGUUUUAAAGCAAUUGUUAACCCGAAGAUUGUCAUGUGUAGCCAACAAGUGAUUUAAAAUGGGUCCUGUAGGAACGAGGGGGUGGCAGUACUUUGUAAGUGUGUCAAUAAUGACAUUUCAGCUCAGGAAGGAGUUUCUCCCAUGUUCUCAGAAUGUACAUGCAUAGGUAGCUGGUGCAGAACAGGCCGAAAGGAAGUAUUUAGAUGCUUCUCUAUUGGCAACGUCUACGUUAAAAUAAUACAAAAUUUUCACUAGUUUAAUUUCAGCAAUAUUUUGUGGCCCUUAGACUCACUGGUCACGAGCCAAGCAGUCAAGCAAUGUUGACUGCUGCAUUUUAGAUACCCACAUUCUCAUGUAAAUUGAUAAUUUAGUCUAGACCAUCUUGUAUAUAGCAGUACAAGAUGGACCUUUAAAUGCCAGUAAAACAGUUCAGUGUGUAACAGCUUGAGUGAGUUGAAGUCUAGAGUUACUGUAUUUAAAGUUAUUUUCUAAACCAAGGUGGAAAUGGCCCGUCUUCACAGAUGGCUUGACUCGUGUUUUAAGUACCUUACCUCUGGUUUUGGAGUCGUGCUCACAACUGUGAUGCUCUGUUUUGUAGCUGCAGUUAUUAGAAGCUACAAAGAAAUCCACGUAAUGCUUCUGUGAAUCCUUGCACCUUUCUUUUAGAACUUGAGCGUGUGUGACACUGUGUACAUUCAUUGCUGGACUGCUGCUUGGUGCAAAGCUGUCUGUAGUAUACCAAGCUGUGGAGUAUUAGAAAAAAGAACUGCAGAUACAGGUGGAUUUCCCAUGUGUAGGUCAUUUUUCAUUUGAGAUUACCACUUACUGUACUUGAGAGCAUGAGAGAACAGAGGGGAGAGAGCAGUUGCAGUAGUUAUUAAAUGCCAUCUAUAUCCAGUAAGGGCCAAGUCCUUGAUUCAUCAUUACUAUAGCAUUGCGAAACUCCUUGCGAGUUUUGUUCAAGAGACUAUUUAAAACUUUUGUCUAAAGAGAGAAGGACAUAAGAAAAUAGAACUGUGUGUCCAGGUUUGUUUUUGUGUGUGUGUAUGUUUUGCUUUGUAAAUGUGGCGUACCAACUAAAGCUGUGCUUUUCUAUUAUUGGAAGGAAAGGACUCGAGAUAUGCUGGUCUGUAAGCAGCAAUGGGUAAUAGCUGAAUUUUCACUUACGAAAAUGAUGUAAAUUAGCUUUAUCUUGAUACUCUUGACCUAAUCAAAGGGAAGAUGUACUUAUGAGGGAUGUAAUUAUUUUGCAACCGGGAGGGGGGGAGGGAGGAGGGAGUCUACUUUAAACAUUUUUAAAAAAUGACAAAAUCACAGAUAAAAUAUUUUUCUACAGUUCUGUACAAUCAUACUUUAUACUAGUUUUCUCAGCAUGGCACAUGAGUCUAAGGUACUAUUCCUGGAGGUCAGUGGUAUUGUACCUUAAGCAAGACCAUUACAAUAGCAUCUGUUAGAUGCUUGGCACUGCUGUCAUAAUAGAGUUGAAAUGCUAGUAAAAAAAAUAAAAACGUACUGAAUACUUUAAAUGAUUGUUUUAUUCAGAGUCUGAUCUAGGAAGUGUUCCAAUCAUGUUAUUAAUGUGUAACUAGAACUGUUCCAGAUGUAACUAUGAGCAGUUCUGGAGAGAGAUCAUUGCUUGUACUCCUGUCCAAUGGCAGGUUUUGUAGUCUUCAAAAGAAAUCAAGAUUUCUACUGCGAAUAAACUUUCAAACAUAUUAAGAAA
This is a messenger RNA of Meleagris gallopavo (turkey), 5255 nucleotides long. RefSeq names its product ribosomal protein S6 kinase A3 (gene RPS6KA3). NCBI's taxonomy places the organism in Eukaryota, Metazoa, Chordata, Aves, Galliformes, Phasianidae. Gene Ontology annotation, molecular function: magnesium ion binding; protein serine/threonine kinase activity; ATP binding. The record is from RefSeq and is a predicted model, not a curated record. Gene Ontology annotation, biological process: protein phosphorylation; intracellular signal transduction.